UUGUAUAGUGAUUGGUGGAGACCUGCUUAGUAAUUGACGCAAGGCUUCACUUAGAGAUACCACCAUUGAAGUCCACCUUCGACAACUUCCACUGUACAACAAUCCUCAGGCUCCCUUCUUUUUCGUGUUGGAUAUCGUGGCUGCCGCUUUUCAGCCAAGCUAAUGUCCACGAGAAUCAAAGUCCCACUGCAGCAAAGUCGCGAUAUUAGAUUCGAGUUGCUCUUUCCACGUCGUGGUGGCGAAACUGCAGCGCCCCGACUGUGACUUCACGAGAAGUUGAGGUGCAACAGGUUGGGAUCUCGGACCCAGACCUCCUGACUGUUCCAAUGGCGAUAUCAACGACAAGUCCAUCGGUUUCGACGACUCACGAUUCCAGCAAUGGUAAUGGCAAGGCCGGACUCAAGCCGAUGCGGAAGGGCACCAAGUCCUGCCUAGAAUGUCGACGACGCAAAAUAAGAUGCAUUUAUCCUGACGAGGCAACCGGGAACGCUACUUCGGCCCUCAUCUUGAAGGUGGAUGCCAGUCAUGCCACAGAAGACAGGACGACUUGCAUAGAAUGUCAGACCCAUGACCGCCGUUGCGAAACCCAAGGACUCGUAGCUCCUGCUGCAGAAUCGUCCUGUUCCCUCUCAUCUCCUGCAACGAAAGCGCCAAGUGCAGACCGUUUACCUGGACGAAUCUACAAACGUAGGAGGGAUGCCGCGGAGGAGGACGAAGCAAGUUGCCCGUCACCACAUUCGGGUGGGGAUCAGGACCUGCCGCGCGUGAAAAUCCUGGUGAAUAGGAUAGAUUCUGUUGUCCAAAGACUUACCAGGGAGCGGGAAAACGCUCCAAGUCCUGGUCCGAAAGCAGCACGCACUCGAAAAGCCAACACGACCGAUAGUCCAAGUUGCUCCACUGGAACGAGUAACCGACCCGUGUUAGUCCACCACGAUAGCUAUUCACAGCGUCUAAACGCAGAAACAAAUGGGGCGGGAGACAAAUUCUCUCCAGCACUGGCAUCAGACUACGAUGUGAACAGAGCAAGUCCAUUGCUCACCCAGUUGUUUAACAACGAAAUGGUCACACAAACGUCGCUAUCGCCCGCCGUCCUGACACAGAAAGUCCAGACUUUGACGUUCUCCAAUCUCAAUGCCGAUUCUGAAUCGAUGUCGGACGUCGAGAAAUUACGCUCGACAAUCUCACCCGAGCCGUAUCUACUAGAGGUCCUCAGCACCUCGACAACAUGGUGGAUUGCAUGGCGCGACCAGUCGUUCGCGUUGCACGAAGUCUUCUUCAAUGGUAGUAGCCCAAGAAGCGCAACGGCUUCAACAUUCAGCGAUAUCACAGAUGCCAGUGAUGAUACCGAGAAUACCGGUGCUCCUUGGCCUCAUCAAGAGAUAGCGCCUACCUCUCUCCAUGAUUUUGUCUCUGGCAAAUUGUCCGAGGACAAUGCGAUCUCGGUUGCCACGGGUUUGCUGUGUAUCGCAAUGUCGUUGCAAAAUCUGAAGCCUGGCGUUGACGACAUUGACCUGAACAUUUCGGCUUCACCGGCCGAUAUUGCUGAACGCAUUCUGCUUGCAGUCGACAUAGUGCUCCUGUCGCCGUCGUCCGACCCUACUUAUAUGCGGGAUCCUGCUUUACUGCUACUUUAUAUGAUGCGGGCGAAGAUGUAUGCUGAGUCGAACCAACUCCGUAAAUCCUGGCUGUCAAUCCGCAAAGCAAUUGAGGUAGCAAGGGAGUGCGGGUUCACUGAUUCGCACCCAUCGUCGGCUCAAGAAAGUGGUGGGAUACCAACCAUGAGUGAGGUCGAAGUUACCAGGCUGCUUCACCGCCAGCGAUGGAUUGGCUCGAUACUCGAACUGGAUCGUCUGAUGAGUAUGGUCCUCGGCUUCCCUCACGCGCAGGACGAUCAGUUCUCGGAUCGAUUAGCACUUGCAGUACUCAAGGGCGAGGUACCAACGUCUGCUUCCGACCGCGAUGAACUGCCUGUCGACCUCAAAAUGCGUGCUUUACGUCGUGUCGUCGCAGUCAUUGCAGGUCGCGUAAAUGACCGUAACGCCAGCUCCGAGUCAGAUGAUGCCAAACAAUCCAUGACCAUGAGCAUUCAAUCAAGCUUAGACGAGGCCGGGGCUGCGAUGCCGAUUGAAUGGUGGGACAUUGCCACGCACAUGGAACGGCCUGAUCGAUAUGUGACAUACCAGCAUCUCAUCGCACAAAUGUGGUUCUGGCAAGUGCAGUCUUUCCUGCAUCUGCCGUACAUGAUGAAGCCCGGUCCUCACUCUCAAGAAGAACAUUAUGAUGGUGCCGAGGACGCAGCACUAUUGUGUCAGAACGAUCAGUACCUGCAAAACCGGACCCUAUGCCUACAGGGCUGUAGGAGCAUGCUUCGACUAUUUCACUUAUUGCGCUCCGAUCCUUCACUGGCAGUCUAUAUCUGCCCCUGCGAAGACUUCCAAGGGAUCUUCAAUGCUUGUAUCCUUAUGGUCGGGUUGCUUACUCGCUUAGCAUACUGUCCGGCCAUGGAGCCUCCUUCGCAAGCGACAAAAGCCUUGCUUCGUGAAGAUCUCGACCUAAUCGAAGACAUCAAGGACAUUCUCCGCUAUCGCGCAGCCCAACACGCUGGCGCAAUGAGCAGGCAGGGUCUUAAGGUUUUGGAAGAGUUGGGUCAUUUCCUCGACAUCGAUGGUGGCGACAAUGCGCCUAGGAGACGUACAGUGGUACUGCCGUACUUUGGCGCAAUUCAUCUGGAGAUGAAACCGGGGCGAUACCUACGCGAGAGGACACAGGAGCUUGGUUUCGACGAGGCAGAACCAGGAGCGCCACCAAUCGACUCGGUUCCGACAGUGCCCGUCACUGGUGCAGUCGGCUUGGGUUUUUGGGACUCUACGCAGAACAUGUCAAUCACUGAAUGGGAAGGGUGCACCGACCCGUCUUUCCAGUGUUCGCUACCCGACGCAAAUCUAGAUUGGGAUCAGUUCCUAUUCGGUGAUGAGUUAAGCCUGAACUGGAACUUGGACGUCGCAGAGUGGCCUUGGCAGAAUGACACUUUUGAUCCAAGAUGAUUGAGACGGAAAGAUCUUGUUCUUGUCAGAAAAGCGCGCAUCUAAGUCGCCGCGUGUCUAAGUCAUGAAAAAGUACAAAUGAAUCACCCGAGAAGCAACAAAAGGC
Molecule: messenger RNA, 3150 nt
Organism: Exophiala viscosa
Lineage: Eukaryota; Fungi; Ascomycota; Eurotiomycetes; Chaetothyriales; Herpotrichiellaceae
Exons: 3
Coding region: 327-3044 (905 amino acids)
Biological process (GO): regulation of DNA-templated transcription
Molecular function (GO): zinc ion binding; DNA-binding transcription factor activity, RNA polymerase II-specific
Source: RefSeq, a predicted model, not a curated record